CCCCUCCUCUUCAGUCCUUUCUGUAUUGUGAAGAAAACCCAGCUUCAGCCUUUCCCCUUCAUUUCUCCCUCUAAAACCCUCUCCCUCUCCCUCCCUCUCUCUUUUAUCUCUCCUCUUUUGAGUUUUAGCUCUCUGAAAGACAGAAUACAGUUAGGCGUUUUCUUGAGAGGCAUGGUGCUGGGGUUAUUCUCAGAGUUCUAAUUUUGACGGCUUCAGCAACUUUUCUGGCGAAUUUAUAAAAAUCAAAAUCUUGGUCUUUUGCCAGCAUGGGAUCUGCGUGUUGCGUUGCUGCUAGGGACAAGACUAUAGUAAGUGGAUCUGGAAGUGAAACGUUAUGUAGGAAUAUUAGGUAUUCGCCCAGUUGGAGCUUUCGAUGGGAUAAUCGUGGACGGGUAGCUGGUGAAGAGACUUCGAUAAAUUGGUUUUCUGAUAGUGUUGGCCGCAAUGAUAGAGUGGAACUGAAGUGUGAGUCAGCAUAUGCAUCAGAGGAUGGAAGUCCACUUGAACAUCUACGUAGACGCGGAUGGCAAAAGUCCCCACCGCCAGAAGGUACAACUAAUCAUUUGGGAACUCCUAGUUCAGGUCAAUCAAAUUCUAGGAAUCUAUCGACAGAUGUGAGUUUAGAACAGGUGAAGGAGGCUAUAGAAUCUCCCACAGCUUCAUACAAGUCUCCUGCAAAAUUGUCACUUUCUUUGCCUUCAACUUCAUCUUUGUCAACAUCUCCUUUGUCAUCUCAGAGUUAUCUGCCUCCAACCAAUUCGUCCCUAACAAGAUGUUCCCACCGAUCUCCUGGACAUCACCUGUUGCGUCAAGUGUCUGACAGCCGAAUCCGAGGAUUAAAAUCACCAAGUAGCUAUUUAGCUUCAGAAGAUAGACCAAGGCUUCCCUCUUGGAGUAAUGAAUCAGUCCGGGACUCACAUGGAGGGUCUUCAGAUUGUUGGUCUGUGCAUGCUUUCUCUGAACUCAUGGCCACUUCUCAUAGAGAAAGGUGGUCUUUUGAUAGUGACUCGUUUGGCUUCAACGGUGAGAAAAUAGCCAGAUCUAGUAGUCAGAUCUCAACUUCCUCGGUUGAUUUGCAAACUUGCGGAGUUUGCUCAAAGCUGCUGACCGAGAAAUCCUCGUGGAGUAGCCAAAGGAUUAUUGCGAACAAUGAACUUUCUGUUGCUGCUGUCCUAACCUGUGGACAUGUUUAUCAUGCUGAUUGCUUGGAGAGUAUGACACCCGAGAUUCACAAGUACGAUCCCGCUUGUCCUGUUUGUACCUUUGGGGAGAAGCAUACUCAAAAGUUGUCUGAAAAGGCGCUCAAGGCGGAAAUGGAUUGGAAGAGUCUAUACAAGAGAUCCAAAAAGUGUAUUGCAGAUAGCGAUUUUGAUGGCGAUUUUGCUGCAAACGACCGUUUCAAAAACAAUGCACGUCUCGAAAGGGGAUCGAAAUUGUCGGCCAGUUCUAGCAUGAGAAGCUCCUCAGGAAAGCCGUUCUUGAAACGCCACUUCUCCUUCGGCUCAAAGGGAUCUUCUAGAGUGAUGUCUGAUAAUCCCUCAACAAGAAGGAAAGGAUUCUUCUGGGCAAAAUCCAGCAGAGUAUAAUAGAUUCUAAUGGCCCCUCCACGUCAUGUCGGGAAGUUGUGUUUCGUGAAACAAGGGAACCAUCGACUUCUGUGCCUUGUCAAUGGAAACAUGGCCAUAAGAAGUAAAGUUGUGUUCCCACGUCCAUUGCAGCCAUUGAAAUAUGCUGCUCACUCAAAACCCAGGUGCCUUCCACAAAAUUGUUUGUAGUCUUGAAAAGUUUCAUGAAACAAGGAAUUGUCCGUCAACUUCAUAACUCCAAUUUAAAAUGUCUGUAUACAUAUCAAAGAUAUGAUAUAUAAAUGUUAUUUGAGUUGAAAUUCUUUGUUAUGGGUUCUUGUUUGUACACACUCAGCAUUUGUGUAAAAACAGAUUCCAAUUCUAAUCUUUCUCUAUCA
Molecule: messenger RNA, 1963 nt
Organism: Cucumis melo (muskmelon)
Lineage: Eukaryota; Viridiplantae; Streptophyta; Magnoliopsida; Cucurbitales; Cucurbitaceae
Exons: 4
Coding region: 267-1586 (439 amino acids)
Source: RefSeq, a predicted model, not a curated record